Messenger RNA from Momordica charantia (bitter melon), 2081 nucleotides. NCBI's taxonomy places the organism in Eukaryota, Viridiplantae, Streptophyta, Magnoliopsida, Cucurbitales, Cucurbitaceae. The record is from RefSeq and is a predicted model, not a curated record.
UCGAAAUUUAUUCUAGUUCUCUUGUUUGUCCAUUUAUUUAUGUUUUGUUCUUGCAACUUCUUGUCACAUUUGUUCUUAACAUAAGUAUCGGAUUCAUCUCCUUUAUUCCUAGUCAGUAGCCACCAUUUAAAUACUUAGAAUUAUUAGAUAUGAUUCUCAAAAGAGCAUAUUCAUCUUCUGUUCCAUUUUUAAUACAUUUUUAAUUUUCAUUUAAAAUAUACAUUGUUCACCCCCUCAAUAUCACAAUCUUGAUUGAAAAGUAAUUUUAAUAGACACGGAUAUGAUAUUCAUUUUUUUAAUAAUAUUGUGCGCAAGUUUCAUUCUAAUUCUCUCCUUUUUUUUGAAUAUUUUUUCUGAAUCGGAUACCUGUUUAAUGUUUUCCACUGUAAUGGUGGGCACCAUGCSUAACCAAGGUCCAAAUUCGGGAGAUAUGAAAGAAUUUUGUUAUUAAGCUCGUUCGAAAAUUUAAAUUUGAGACCUCUAAAUUGGUGUGACUAAAGAGACUCCAAAACCUUAUUAAUGGACCUCCUACGGGCCGGGUUUAACUCUCCCUUGUUUUUUUAAUCACAACUGAGGAUAAAUGCUUUAUGUUGGAGGAUAUUGAUGAUGUAAUUUUCUCAAGUAUUUGACCUAAAACAAAAAGGUUACUCCUAGUUUUUUAAUGCAUAUCAGUUAACCCCGAAGAUUAGCUUAAAAACCCAUUAUAAAAGCAAGCUGAAACUUCUGCCAUUGGUUGUGAUUAUCUGUUGACAAACACUUCUAGAGAGAGAGAAAUGGAGCAGGCGGAUAGAAUUUUUAAGCAGGCAAAGCCAUAUUUGGGAGCCAUUGCACUAAGAUUUGCUUCUGCAGGAAUGUCUAUUAUUUCCAAAGCUGCUCUAAACCAGGGAAUGAACCAACUUGUCACCAUUGUUUAUCGUUAUUCUAUUGGUGCCAUUGUUGUUGCUCCUUUUGCCCUUGUCUUGGACAGGAAAAUAAGACCAAAGAUGACUCUCUCCAUCUUCGCCAAGAUCCUAAUUCUGGGCUUGCUAGAGCCUGUAAUAGCACAGAGCUUGAUUUACUCUGGUACUAAAUACACAACUGCAACAUUCGCAACCGCCAUGUGCAAUAUUCUCCCAGCCUUUGCGUUCUUAAUGGCUUGGAUUUGCAGAAUGGAGAAGGUCAAUAUUAGAAGAAUACGAAGUCAGGCAAAGAUUUUAGGAACCUUAGUGACAGUUGGAGGAGCUAUGAUGAUGACGCUUCUAAAAGGACCCAUGUUGAAUUUGCCUUGGACCAAAGAAAACAACCCUCACUCUUAUUCCAGCCUUGCCAACAAGCAAGAACCUGUCAAGGCCGCCGUUGUUAUCACCAUUUCAAGUAUCUGCUCCUCAGCCUUCACCAUCCUUCUGGCACAUACAAUAAGAACAUACCCAGCAGAGCUGACUCUGACGACUUUCAUAUGCUUGGCGGGAGCUGUGGAAAGCACUAUUCUAGCUCUAGCGUUCGAAUGGAACAAUCCAGCUGCAUGGGCCUUACAUGCCGAUUCCAUACUCUUAGCCGCCCUCUACGGUGGAAUAAUAUCUUCUGGAAUUGCGUAUUAUCUCCAAGGAGUGGUGGUGAAGUUAAAAGGACCUGUGUUUGUAACCGCAUUCAAUCCUCUCAGCAUGGUCAUAGUUGCGGUUAUUAGUUCAUUCAUAUUCGCUGAAACACUGCGCUUGGGAAGGGUUAUUGGAGCAGCCGUGAUAAUUAUAGGCCUUUACUUGGUUCUGUGGGGCAAAAGCAAAGAUCAGCUUCCAUUAAAAUUGGGCACUGACAACUUACCGACUUCAAUUUCGCACCAAAACUCAACUACCACAAAUCACCACUUGAAACCUUCUUCAGAUCAUGCACAACUCAAAGCCACUGCUCCAACAACAACAGUCUCCAAUGCUUGAAUUUGCAAUCAAUCUCCAAAUUAGAGAACAAUUGAUCAUAUUAUUGGAACUUCAUUUGUAAACUCCUACAACAACUAGGCAUGGUUCCAUCAAAUUACCAGUUGAUUCUUUCUUUUUCAUCAAAUUUAUUAGAAUAAAUUAAUACAACUUUAUGUCGAUUUUGUCCAUGUA